This is a messenger RNA of Neofelis nebulosa (Clouded leopard), 648 nucleotides long. RefSeq names its product interferon omega-1-like. The record is from RefSeq and is a predicted model, not a curated record. Gene Ontology annotation, molecular function: cytokine activity; type I interferon receptor binding. NCBI's taxonomy places the organism in Eukaryota, Metazoa, Chordata, Mammalia, Carnivora, Felidae. Gene Ontology annotation, biological process: natural killer cell activation involved in immune response; humoral immune response; B cell differentiation. Gene Ontology annotation, cellular component: extracellular region.
AUGGCUUUUUCAAUUUCUUUACUGAUGGCACUAGUGUUGAUCUUGUCCCACCCUCUGACCUCCAUUAGCUGUGACCUGCCUCAGAGCUUUGACUUGGGAAAGCAGGACAGCUUCACAGCUCUCAACCAAGUGGUGACGCUCUCUCUUUCCCGUCUGAAAUACAGGACUGACUUCAAAUUCCCCCGGGAGCAGCUGGAGGGCGGGGAGUUCCGGGAGGCCCAGACCGCCGCCGCCGUCCUGCGGGAGCUGCUCCAGCAGACCUUCAACCUGUUGCACACGGAGCGCUCCUCGGCGGCCUGGAGCCCCGCGCCGCUGCACCGACUCCGCUCUGGCCUCCACCUGCAGCUGGAAGCCCUGGACGCCUGCUUGGUGCAGGCCACGGGCGAGGGAGAGCGCGCCCCGGGGAUGCACGGCCCUGCCCUGGCCAUCAAGAGGUACUUCCAGGACAUCCGCGUCUACCUGGAGGACGAGGGAUACAGUGACUGCGCCUGGGAAAUUGUCAGACUGGAAAUCAGGAGUCGCUUUCUCUUCAUUUACAAGCUCGCCAUAGUGAAACACGCGUGGACAGCAAUCCGCAGCGCCUCCAAGGCCCCCUCGCUGCGCCCCAACCGCCAGAAGGGGGCGCCCAAACUCUUCAUAACCGUCUGA